This is a messenger RNA of Coregonus sp. 'balchen', 33471 nucleotides long. Lineage: Eukaryota; Metazoa; Chordata; Actinopteri; Salmoniformes; Salmonidae. The record is from the annotation of a GenBank genome assembly.
AUGUUGGCCAGCUCCGCAUUCCUCUCUUCCUCCUUGUCCUCCUCCUCCUCUUCAGAAGGCACAGCUGUGACCUAAUUAGACAGUCACCCUGUGAAUCGAUCUUGUCAAUACAAAGCCCUUCUUUGUCACCUUGAGCUGUGAAUAUGCCAUUUGUAAUGAGGCUGAGAGAAAAAUACAGAAAUAAACAUAGGCUAUUUUGUCUACUCUUGUGAUGACUCUUGCACCCCUAGUGAGUAUACCGUUUUGUUGAUUUGAUCAUUAUAGAAACAAUCUACAUGUCCAAAUGAACAAGGUGUCCAAAUGAUCACUCAGAAUAUACAUUUUGGGGGUUCGACUUGUGACUUCCUCAUCGUACACUUCUGGUGUGCACUUUACUCCAACCAAGCAUGACUGUGGAGUGUACUACUCCUAGGCUAUUCCUCUGAAUGCCAUGGCCAGCAAGUUAUUCCUUUGUGUGAAACCAACACACUGCCUGCGCUCCCAGUGAACCACCAGUGAAAUGGACCUGUGAUGAUUUAUCAUCCUCUGCUUCCCAUCCCAGAGAGGACUCAGGACAUUAUUCAACCUGGCCUGUCCUUUCAUGACCCCCCCCCAGCCACUCCACUUCAGACCUCCAUAUCACUGUUCUUUGUCGGAGAACAUGCUAAAUGUGACCCAGCUAUUAAUUUAAAGCAGAGAUGGGCAACUGGCGGCCCAACCCCGUUUGUAGGCCCAGAGAUCAAUUUCUAAAAAAGAAAAUAAUUAGGAACUCAGUCGAGGUCUCAACUUACUGUUGAGAGUUAGAAUAGUAGAAUACACAAGGUGCCAUUUCAAAAUGUGGAUGUGCAUCAGAAGUUUUUCUCUUGUUAUGUCAGUCACUGACAGUCACUCAAUUAGCCCAUGUCAGCACAAAACAUUUUGAUUGGUAAGUUACUCUAGCCAGCAAUCUAAACUUGUAGUAAUUAUGGACCGGGGUGGCCCCCAUUGAUUUUGUAAGCCACUCUCACUCAGAUAUCAUAUUAACAUGACAUAAGUCAUGGCACAUUUUGUAGAAUUGCAGGAAAUAAGCUUAAAAACUGCAAACAUUUCUCUCCGCCCCAUGGCAAAAUGUGUAGAAUGGCAUCAAACUUGCUUUAAAACUGCAACAUUUUCUCUUCGCCCCUUGGCAGAAUGUGUAGAAUUGUAAGAAUUUUACUCAAAAACGUUCUCUCUGCUGUGGGGGGCCACAAAAAAAAAAAUCACAGUGGGGGGCCCCAAGUUUAGCUAAGGGUCCCCAAAAGGCUAGGGCCGGCUCUGACUGCAUGUGUGGGUAUGGACGUGGGUAUGCAGACCUGCGAGUCACUGCGGCCCCUCAUAGGUUCAGAUUAUUUGUAACCCCCCCCCCCAUCAAAGUUGCCCAUCCCUGAUUUUUUUAAAGGAUCAGAGAAGGGGAGGAGGUGGAGGUGCAUAGAGGGGCUGCUUUUUCUCUCAGAUGGAGGCCGAGAUCAAAUAGGCCUGAAAGGGAUACUCCAAAUAAAGAAUUCUGUGUGUGUGUGGUGUGUUCCCCGAGUGACAAGUGAAAAGCAAAUCAAAUCAAAUCAAAUUUUAUUGGUCACAUGCGCCGAAUACAACAGGUGCAGACAUUACAGUGAAAUGCUUACUUACAGCCCUUAACCAACAGUGCAUUUAUUUUAAACAAAAAAGUAAGAAUAAAACAACAACAAAAAAGUGUUGAGAGAAAAAAAGAGCAGAAGUAAAAUAAAGUGACAGUAGGGAGGCUAUAUAUACAGUAAAAUAAAGUGACAGUAGGGAGGCUAUAUAUACAGGGGGGUACCGUUGCAUAGUCAAUGUGCGGGGGCACCGGCUAGUUGAGGUAGUUGAGGUAAUAUGUACAUGUGGGUAGAGUUAAAGUGACUAUGCAUAAAUACUUAACAGAGUAGCAGCAGCGUAAAAAGGAUGGGGUGGGGGGGCAGUGCAAAUAGUCCGGGUAGCCAUGAUUAGCUGUUCAGGAGUCUUAUGGCUUGGGGGUAGAAGCUGUUGAGAAGUCUUUUGGACCUAGACUUGGCACUCCGGUACCGCUUGCCGUGCGGUAGCAGAGAGAACAGUCUAUGACUAGGGUGGCUGGAGUCUUUGACAAUUUUGAGGGCCUUCCUCUGACACCGCCUGGUAUAGAGGUCCUGGAUGGCAGGGAGCUUUGCCCCAGUGAUGUACUGGGCCGUACGCACUACCCUCUGUAGUGCCUUGCGGUCAGAGGCCAAGCAGUUGCCAUACCAGGCGGUGAUGCAACCAGUCAGGAUGCUCUCGAUGGUGCAGCUGUAGAAUUUUUUGAGGAUCUGAGGACCCAUGCCAAAUCUUUUUAGUCUCCUGAGGGGGAAUAGGCUUUGUCGUGCCCUCUUCACGACUGUCUUGGUGUGUUUGGACCAUGAUAGUUCGUUGGUGAUGUGGACACCAAGGAACUUGAAGCUCUCAACCUGUUCCACUACAGCCCCGUCGAUGAGAAUGGGGGCGUGCUCAGUCCUCUUUUUUUUUCCUGUAGUCCACAAUCAUCUCCUUUGUCUUGGUCACGUUGAGGGAGAGGUUGUUGUCCUGGCACCACACGGCCAGAUCUCUGACCUCCUCCCUAUAGGCUGUCUCAUCGUUGUCGGUGAUCAGGCCUACCACUGUUGUGUCGUCGGCAAACUUAAUGAUGGUGUUGGAGUCGUGCCUGGCCAUGCAGUCAUGGGUGAACAGAGAGUACAGGAGGGGACUGAGCACGCACCCCUGAGGGGCCCCCGUGUUGAGGAUCAGUGUGGCAGAUGUGUUGUUACCUACCCUUACACUGAUUGCACUGAUUGGUGUUUUCUGUCUCUUUCCUCUCUCCCUCUCCUCCACUUCCUCCUCUGCACAGGCUGUGAGCAUCAACAAGGCCAUCAACACGCAGGAGGUCGUUGUCAAAGAGAAGCAUGCCAGGAAUAUCCUCUUUGUGGAGCCGGGUGUGUCGCUGUGUGUGUGUGGCGCUGUGUGUGCAGUGUCUGUGUUAGUUGCGCAGUGUGUGUGUGUGCGUAGUGGGAGCGUGUGUGUGUGUGUGUUGGAUAGCAUCUGUUUUUCUCUGACUAUAGAGGAAGGAGAGCUGUGUUAAUGUUGACGCCCAUGUGUUUGUGGAAGCUCUUAAUUGUUCCUUCAUGACUCAGGGUUAUGUUCGUGCAAAACAAAAACAAUAAUGUAACGUGACCCUGAUGUCUGCCGGGACCAGGCCAUUAAUUUGUGUGUGUGUGUGUGAGAGCGAGAAAGGGACCGAGAGACAGACUGCUCUGUACGGUCUUUCUGUGAGAUAUGAUCAGAGAUAUGUGGGAGAUUUUUAGCCCCUCUUGAGAGAACAAUGAAAGUUGAAUAGGCAAGCAAAACACCUCUCUAUAUUAACCCCCCCCCCCAGCAGCCUUCGUCAGAGUGUGUGCUCUCUCUGCCAUCUCCUGUGUGUUUCUCCUUGACUGAUCCGUCUCACCCUGUAUCCUGGGGACCCACCAUGAGAAGGGCGCCCACACCUUCUGGGCGGCGGUCAACCGGCUGCCGCUCUCCAGCAAUGCGGUGCUCUGCUGGAAGUUCUGCCACGUCUUCCACAAGCUUCUGCGAGACGGCCAUCCCAAUGUAAGUCUGAACCCACCAACACAGCCCUGAUGGAACGCAUACCUUUUUAAGGCAUGCAAUAGAAAACUUGUUAUUGGACAAGACUCGUUAGUUCCUCCCUGUUUCACUCCGUUUUCUUUUGUUUGGUGCCUAAUGAACACAACCCUGAACAUACUGCACGCCAGGGACAUGCCCAUCUCUCCAUAGACUUGUGCUCAAGAGGUCUGAAAUGAUACAAUAUUCCCUGUAUAUUACUCUGCUGGAUUUGGUUUGAAGCUAAGCAGGGUAGGGCCAGGGUUGGUCCUUGAAUGGGAGACCAGAUCCUGCUGGAAGUAAAACUGAGAUUCUGAUGCUCUGUGAUCACUAAGAUCACUAAGAUCCCACAACACUUAUCCCAAGACUAGGGGUGUUAACCCUGGUCGCCCUGUCUUAAUUCCUAAUCUGGCCCUCCUCAUCCCGAGCUUCCAAUUGGCUAAUUUCAACUCCUCUCCCCUGCAACUCUUUCCCAGGUCACUGCUGUAAAUGAGAAUGUGUUUUCAGUUAAUUUACCUGGUAAAAUAAGGUUUUAGGUCAACUAAAUAUAGGGGCGGUUUCCCGGAAACAGAUUAAGUUUAAUCCUGGACAAAGAGAACUGAUUUUAAAUGGAGAUUCUCCAUUGACCAUGCUGUUUAGUCCAGGACUAGGCUUAAUCUGUGUCCAAGAAACUGGCCCAUAGGGAAUAUCAUUUGAGAUUUGCACUUAUUCAGAAUACUGUACAGUGAGAUGACCACCACCAGUUUAGCCACAGUAGCUACAACCUCCAAGGACUAGCAUCAUUUAAAUGAUCAGCAUAGUGCUGUUCACACACCCCCAUACACAUUCAUUCACUUCUGAGCACCCAGGCAAUUGCCCACACACUGGCCUUCUUGAACACACCCACACAAUGCAUACAGCACAACUUCAUGUGUAGUGCUCUCUCUGUUGUAUCAGCAAGAUUCUGAAUGUUUGGCUUGUGGCUUCAGCCUUGUUUAAAUUUUCUUUCUGUCUCUGUGUGUGUUCAGGUGAUAAAGGACUCGAUGAGGAACAAGGCUGACUUGAGUGACAUGAGCAGAAUGUGGGUAAGGAUCAGAACACAGCACUGAUGGUUGCCAUUAGGGCCCUAAGGUUUUCCAUCCAGACAAGGAAAAACUCUCAGCCCCAGUCAUCAUGUCUACCACUCUUAACCGGCAGGCUGGCAUGGACACAUUGGCUGCGUCGGAAAUGGCACCCUAUUCCCUAUAUAGUGCAUUAAGUUUGACAAGAGCCCUAUUGGCCCUGCUCAGAGGUAGUGCACUAUAGGGAAGGGCUGACUCCAGUCGACUGGUCAAUUAUUUGGUCGAUAGGCUGUUGGUCGACCAACAUUUUAUUUAGUUGAGCAGUAGCAAAUAUGUAUAUAUAUAUAUAAACUCAGCAAAAAAAGAAACGUCCUCUCACUGUCAAAUAUGUAUAUACAGUUGAAGUCGGAAGUUUACAUACACUUAGGUUGGAGUCAUUAAAACUCGUUUUUCAACCACUCCACAAAUUUCUUGUUAACAAACUAUAGUUUUGGCAAGUUGGUUAGGACAUCUACUUUGUGCAUGACACAAGUAAUUUUUCCAACAAUUGUUUACAGACAGAUUAUUUCACUUAUAAUUCACUGUAUCACAAUUCCAGUGGGUCAGAAGUUUACAUGCAGAAGACUGUGCCUUUAAACAGCUUGGAAAAUUCCAGAAAAUGAUGUCAUGGCUUUAGAAGCUUCUGAUAGGCUAAUUGACAUCAUUUGAGUCAAUUGGAGGUGUACCUGUGGUUGUAUUUCAAGGCCUACCUUCAAACUCAGUGCCUCUUUCCUUGAUAUCAUGGGAAGAUCUAAAGAAAUCAGACAAGACCUCAGAAAAAAUUUGUAAACCUCCACAAGUCUGGUUCAUCCUUGGGAGCAAUUUCCAAACGCCUGAAGGUACCAUGUUCAUCUGUACAAACAAUAGUACGCAAGUAUAAACACCAUGGGACCACGCAGCCGUCAUGCUGCUCAGGAAGGAGACACGUUCUGUCUCCUAGAGAUGAACGUACUUUGGUGCGAAAAGUGCAAAUCAAUCCCAUAACAACAGCAAAGGACCCUGGGAAGAUGCUGGAGGAAACAGGUACAAAAGUAUCUAUAUCCACAGUAAAACGAGUCCUAUAUCGACAUAACCUGAAAGGCCGCUCAGCAAGGAAGAAGCCACUGCUCCAAAACUGCCAUAAAAAAGCCAGACUACGGUUUGCAACUGCACAUGGGGACAAAGAUCGUACUUUUUGGAGAAAUGUCCUCUGGUCUGAUUAAACAAAAAUAGAACUGUUUGGCCAUAAUGACCAUCGUUAUGUUUGGAGGAAAAAGGGGGUGGCUUGCAAGCCGAAGAACACCAUCCCAACCGUGAAGCACGGGGAUGGCAGCAUCAUGCUGUGGGGGUGCUUUGCUGCAGUAGGGACUGGUGCACUUCACAAAAUAGAUGGCAUCAUGAUGAAGGAAAAUUAUGUGGAUAUAUUGAAGCAACGUCUCAAGACAUCAGUGAGGAAGUUAAAGCUUGGUCGCAAAUGGGUAUUCCAAAUGGACAAUGACCCCAAGCAUACUUCCAAAGUUGUGGCAAAAUGGCUUAAGGACAACAAAGUCAAGGUAUUGGAGUGGCCAUCACAAAGCCGUGACCUCAAUCCUAUAGAAAAUUAGUGGGCAGAACUGAAAAAGCGUGUGCGAGCAAGGAGGCCUACAAACUUGACUCAGUUACACCAGCUCUGUCAGGAGGAAUGGGCCAAAAUUCACCCAACUUAUUGUGGGAAGCUUGUGGAAGGCUACCCCAAAUGUUUGACCCAAGUUAAACAAUUUAAAGGCAAUGCUACCAAAUACUAAUUGAGUGUAUUUAAACUUCUGACCCACUGGGAAUGUGAUGAAAGAAAUAAAAGCUGAAAUAAAUCAUUCUCUACUAUUAUUCUGACAUUUCACAUUCUUAAAAUAAAGUGGUGAUCCUAACUGACCUAAAACAGGGAAUUUUUACCUGGAUUAAAUGUCAGGAAUUGUGAAAAACUGAGUUUAAAUGUAUUUGGCUAAGGUGUAUGUAAACUUCCGACUUCAACUGUAUAAACUCAGCAAAAAAAGAAACGUCCUCUCACUGUCAACUGCGUUUAUUUUCAGCAAACUUAACAUGUGUAAAUAUUUGUAUGAACAUAACAAGAUUCAACAACUGAGACAUAAACUGAACAAGUUCCACAGACAUGUGACUAACAGAAAUUGAGUAAUGUGUCCCUGAACAAAGGGGGGGUCAAAAUCAAAUGUAACAGUCAGUAUCUGGUGUGGCCACCAGCUGCAUUAAGUACUGCAGUGCAUCUCCUGCUCAUGGACUGCACCAGAUUUGCCAGUUCUUGCUGUGAGAUGUUACCCCACUCUUCCACCAAGGCACCUGCAAGUUCCCAGACAUUUCUGGGGGGAAUGGCCCUAGCCCUCACCCUCCGAUCCAACAGGUCCCAGACGUGCUCAAUGGAAUUGAGAUCCGGGCUCUUCGCUGGCCAUGGCAGAACACUGACAUUCCUGUCUUGCAGGAAAUCACGCACAGAACGAGCAGUAUGACUGGUGGCAUUGUCAUGCUGGAGGGUCAUGUCAGGAUGAGCCUGCAGGAAGGGUACCACAUGAGGGAGGAGGAUGUCUUCCCUGUAACGCACAGCGUUGAGAUUGCCUGCAAUGACAACAAGCUCAGUCCAAUGAUGCUGUGACACACCGCCCCAGACCAUGACGGACCCUCCACCUCCAAAUCGAUCCCGCUCCAGAGUACAGGCCUCGGUGUAACGCUCAUUCCUUCAACGAUAAACGCGAAUCCGACCAUCACCCCUGGUGAGAAAAAUCCGCGACUCGUCAGUGAAGAGCACUUUUUGCCAGUCCUGUGUGGUCCAGCGACGGUGGGUUUGUGCCCAUAGGCGACGUUGUUGCCGGUGAUGUCUGAUGAGGACCUGCCUUACAACAGGCCUACAAGCCCUCAGUCCAGCCUCUCUCAGCCUAUUGCGGACAGUCUGAGCACUGAUGGAGGUAUUGUGCGUUCCUGGUGUAACUUGGGCAGUUGUUGUUGCCAUCCUGUACCUGUCCCACAGGUGUGAUGUUUGGAUGUACCGAUCCUGUGCAGGUGUUGUUACAUGUGGUCUGCCACUGUGAGGAUGAUCAGCUGUCCGUCCUGUCUCCCUGUAGCGCUGUCUUAGGCGUCUCACAGUACGGACAUUGCAAUUUAUUGUCCUGGCCACAUCUGCUGUCCUCAUGCCUCCUUGCAGCAUGCCUAAGGCACGAUCACACAGAUGAGCAGGGACCCUCGGCAUCUUUCUUUUGGUGUUUGUCAGAGUCAGUAGAAAGGCCUCUUUAGUGUCCUAAGUUUUCAUAACUGUGACCUUAAUUGCCUACCAUCUGUAAGCUGUUAGUGUCUAAACGACCGUUCCACAGGUGCAUGUUCAUGAAUUGUUUAUGGUUCAUUGAACAAGCAUGGGAAACAGUGUUUAAACCCUUUACCAUGAAGAUCUGUGAAGUUAUUUGGAUGUUCACUAAUUAUCUCACCGGUACCCCCCUGGUAUAUAGCCUCCCUACUGUUAUUUUAUUUUACUUCUGCUCUUUUUUUCUCAACACUUUUAUGUUGUUGUUGUUGUUUUAUUUUACUUUUUUAUUAAAGAAUAAAUGCAUUGUUGGUUAAGGGCUGUAAGUAAGCAUUUCACAGUAAUGUCUACACCUGUUGUAUUCGGCGCAUGUGGCAAAUAAAAUUUGAUUUGAGUUUCUUUUUUUGGUGAGUUUAUAUGUAAAUUAUAUACCCUACCAGUCAAAAGUUUGGACACACCUACUCAUUCAAGGGUUUUUCUUUAUUUUUACUAUUUUUUACAUUGUAGAAUAAUAGUGAAGGCAUCAACACUAUGAAAUUGCACAUGGAAUCAUGUAGUAACCAAAAAAGUGUUAAACAAAUCAAAUAGCCACCCUUUGCCUUGAUGACAGCUUUGCACACUCUUGGCAUUCUCUUAACCAGCUUCAUGAGGUAGUCACCUGAAUGCAUUUCAAUUAACAGGUGUACCUUCUUAAAAGUUAAUUUGUGGAAUUUCUUUCCUUCUUAAUGCGUUUGAGCCAAUCAGUUGUGUUGUGACAAGGUAGGGGGGGUAUACAGAAGAUAGCCCUAUUUGGUAAAGGACCAAGUCCAUAUUAUGGCAAGAACAGCUCAAAUAAGCAAAGACAAAUGACAGUCCAUCAUUACUUUAAGACAUGAAGGUCAGUCAAUCCGGAACAUUUCAAGAACUUUUAACGUUCAAGUGCAGUCGCAAAAACCAUCAAGCACUAUGAUGAAACUGUCUCUCAUGAGGACCACCACAGGAAUGGAAGACCCAGAGAUACCUCUAAUGCAGAGGAUAAGUUCAUCAGAAAUUGCAGCCCAAAUAAAUGCUUCACAGAGUUCAAGUAACAGACACAUCUCAACAUCAACUGUUCAGAGGGGACUGUGUGAAUCAGGCCUUCGUGGUCGAAUUGCUGCAAAGAAACCACUACUAAAGGACACCAAUAAUAAGAAGAGACCUGUGGAAAUUGUAUUGCUUCUUUAAUCAGCACAACAGUUUUCAGCUAACAUAAUUGCAAAAGGGUUUUCUAAUGAUCAAUUAGCCUUUCUAAAAUGAUAAACUUGGAUUAGCAAACACAACGUACCAUUGGAACACAGGACUGAUGGUUGCUGAUAAUGGGCCUCUGUACGCCUACGUAGAUAUUCCAUUAAAAAUCAGCAGUUUCCAGCUACAAUAGCCAUUUACAACAUUAACAAUGUCUACACUGUAUUUCUGAUCAAUUUGAUGUUAUUUUAAUGGACAAAAAAAUUGCUUUUCUUUCGAAAACAAGGACAUUUCUAAGUGACCCCAAACUUUUGAACGGUAGUGUAUAUCACCAGUAGUACAUUUACCGUUAGUUCCUAUAAUUUCUACAAUGUUUGUUUGGCUACGGUAACUUCUGUUAAUGCAUUCAAUAUAUUAUUAUUCCAGUCUUUUAUUGUUCUCAUUGUCGGAGUGGACAGUUUGUUUGCAGAGUGCACAACCUAUGUUACACUUAUGAGGAACAAGUUUUGGUUUAUUUAAUUCUAUUUACGAGAUUUGUCAAUUUAAUCAUUGUUUUUAUAGUCCUUACUCAACAUUGACAGGAGCACUACUGUCAAUGUUCAUUACGCAUAGAAGUAGGCCUAUAAGCUACCUGGCCUGCGCGCAAAUGUAGGCAUAUAAAUGUGCCCAUUUGGGGAUCUGAUAGUAUUUCUGAUUGGCUUAACCUCUUAAGGCCCAAGCUGUUUUUUUACAUGCAUUUUUUAUUUCUCUUUGCUAUUUGGGCUUAUUGGAACCUAAUUAGAAUAAAAACUAAGUAUCAUCUUUUGAUAUGAUGUACUUUUAGAGAAAAAUGAUGUCCACAUAUGUGGAUUCAUGGUCCGAAUUUCCAUAAAACACAAUAAAGUCACCUUUGUGUAAUAGAAUGAAAAACUCUUCAUUUCUGCCUUGAACACAGCAGUUUUUUUCCUGACUGUUUUUUAAUGUAUUAAUAACACAUACACAUAUUUUUUGAACAUGUUUUGACUAUCGGAGAGUAAAAAUAAUAUGGAAACAUUGCAUUUUUGCCCAUUUUGGACAGUUAAAAAUAGUGUUUGGAACAUUUGAUAUGCUGCAAAAUAGUUGCAGGAUGACAUUGUAUGUCUGUAACAAAAUAUAAUUUACAUGUGCACAUUUUUACUAGCAUAUUACAUUUUUACUAACAUUUUCAACACAACUAAUUUAAGUAUGUAUGUAUGUAUGUAUUUAGUGAUUUAAUUGUUAUUUAUUUCAUUGGGACCAUGUACAGCUUUUUAGCUGCAUCAGAGCUAGCUUUUUUCCCAUUUUACGUGUGUGCAUGUUUACAAGCAUAUUAGCUGUUUCGAGGAGCCUCAGUCCAUAAGUACACUUACGUGUACUUCAUGUUUAGCGACCUACAAAGUUGCUAGUUUUACACUUUUUUUUUUCAAAUUUGCAUGUCAUGACAAAUAUACAAGGCUUUUAUAAAUAUCUAAAUCAGAAUAAGCCAUGAAAUUGUGGACAUAAGAGCUAAAAAGUGCUGUCCACGUAUGUGACCACUAAGCCCUAGGAGGUUAUUAAUGCACCACCACUAAUCAGCUGUGGAACUUCUCAAAGUAAUGUUUUCUUCACCUCAAACAGCAAGCAAAUUAAGUCUGUUUUUACAUCCAUUGAGAAUGAAAAUAUUUCCAGCUCUCUCCCUUUCGGUAACCACUCAGCGUGAAAGGGAAAAAUGUCAUGCUCUGAUCCAGUGGAAAUGUCAUGAAAUAGGCCUACCUGAUUACUUCUUAUCCCUUGCAUAAAUAGCCUACAGCUGUGUCUGUCCCAAGCUCUCUGGCGCAAGGAAACUGAGGGCGCAGAAUAUUUUAUACAAUGCUGCAAGUUUGCUAGCAGGAGCUUGAGGCUGGACACAAGUAGGGCUGUGGCGGCAACAAAAUGUUGUCAGCCGGUGAUUGUCAAGCAAAUAACUGUCGGUCUCACGGUAAUUGACCGUUAAUGAACAUAAACACAUUUAGCAUCUCCUGGCUUCCACACAUAGCCUACAAGCCACUGAUGCGUUUUAAAAAGUCUAAUAAAUCCAUGUAAUAUAGCCUACACCUUCACAAUAAAUCCAUUAUUUAUUUUAGACUGGUUUGAAGAAGCAUGAUAUGAAGAAAAUGUAGUCUAUUUCAGAAGAACAGAAUAGCAUACUCUGAGUUGUCCUUAUGUUAGGUCCUGAUCUGGCUAUGCCAAAUGUCUGUGGGCUACACUAGUUCAUUUAGCAGACAAGAUUUGGCAUUAUUUUAUAGUAUGAAGAAUACAAUUGAACAAAGCUGAAUAAAAUAGAAAGGAUAUUUUCUCCAAACAAUUUGAGAGAGUGUGCACAUGCGGCUAUUCUUUGUUGAGCGAUUAACAAAGAAAUAGGUACUCCUAUAUGCUUAAUUUAGAGUUAUUAAUGUAACUAUAUGUUUAGAUUUUUAAUACAUUGUAAGGCUGCAUGAUGUGACUCUAAUGCUGAUUUGAAAAAAGUCGCUUGAAAGGCAUGAGCUCUGCUUUGUUUUUUUGCGCAGGCUUUACACAAUUCAUCAGUCUCUCAUUCACAAUUUCACAAGCACUAGCACUUGAUAAUGCCUCGAAUUUCACGGCGGCAUCCACUUUGUGUGGCCGUAAUGCACCCUAACAAAAUCCAUGCCUUUUGCGGCCAGUGGCCGUUGUGCCCUUGACCCGGAGUCCUGCGUUGCGCCCUUCUCCCUGAGGGCUGUGCACUCCAAAUCACCUCUCAUCUCACUCACACAGCUCUCCAUCACGUGAUCGGGUAUUUCUCACAGGUGAAGACAGACACAUCGGGGACGCAACUGCGCGCUUCCUUAUCCAAUUCCAAGGUGCAUAUUGGAAGAGCUGUCCACAUUUUGCUUUUCGUCAGCCAACAAGAUGAGUAGUCCUAACGAACAGCAAAAGCACUAGCCUAUGUCAAUCUACUAUCCCCCAUAGUACAAAAGUUGACCUAUUCUGUGCGAGAAAUAAAUAUUCCAAACAUAGUCUGGACAGUUGUGGGAUGCGAUAGAUCCCAAAUGAAUACAACCACUAGCAUCCCAAAACAUUUUUUACGCAAUGUGGCUGACGCAACAGAUCAGAACGUUUAGCUUAAAAUGUUGAUAAACCAUUAGGCUAUUUCUUCACAUUAUAAGCGCAGCAAAUCGCACAUGGCAGUAGGCUAUAAGCACAAAUGUUCCAUUAGCGGGAAAACACCAUUAUCAAAAGUGACCGCAAAUGCGAUUAUGCAUGUAAUGCUUUUAUUAUAAAGGUGCAUUUCUAUGGUGAAAACAUAUCUUCCCCAAACUUGAAACUCACGCGCUGCUUAUGGAUGCCAGUUAGGCUCUACACCUCUUGUAAAGCGGAUUAAUGUGCUUUUUAGAAGUUAUUUGGCCACUUUAGUUGUGAUACAAACUUUAUCAAAACAUAUAGGCCUAUGGGCUAGGCUACAUGAGGUGUGCGACUAUGAUUUAGAAAAAGUCGCAAAAAAAAUGCAUCGUCUUUAUGCUGGGCAUCAUUCAGUGAUAGGCUAAUAUUGUCACCCAUCAGACUAUUCUUGAUUUAAUCUUGUCUUUACAUAUACUAAAUAAAUAUGUGUGAAAUUAGUUUUGAUUUAGAAAGGUGCAUGAUAAUGGUCCAAUCUCGAAACACGGGCAGGGGAAAAAAUACAUGUCAUCUAUGCACUUAAAUAGCGAAUGGAGGACCGCUUUUCCCUUGGUUCAUUUUCAAUUUAUUUAAUUUUUUGUGUAAUUCUUACACCCUUUUUCUCCCCAAUUUCGUGAUUACGAUCUUGUCUCUUCGCUGCAACUCCCCAACGGGCUCGGGAGAGGCAAAGGUCGAAUCAUGUGUCCUCUGAAACAUGACCCGCCAAACCACGCUUCUUAACACCCGCUCGCUUAACCCAGAAACCAGCCGCACCAAAUGUGUCGGAGGAAACACUGUUCAACUGACGACCAAAGUCAGCCUGCAGGCGCCCGGCCCACCACAAGGAGUCGCUAGAGCGCGAUGAGCCAAGUAAAGCCCCCCCUGCCAAACCCUCCCCUAACCCGGACGACACUGGGCUAAUUAUGCGCCGCCCUAUGGGACUCCCGAUCACGGCCUGUAAUGACAUAGCCUGGGAUCGAACCCUAGGCUGUAGUGACGCUGCAACACUGUGAUCCAGUGCCUUAGACCGCUGCGCCACUCGGGAGGCCCCUUGGUUCAUUUUCAUGGCAGCCAGGUAGGCUAUACUCCUGUUGUAAAGAGAAGCAAUGUGCUUAAUAUUAGGAAAGUUGAGAAAUAAAUACAGUGGGGAGAAGAAGUAUUUGAUACACUGCCGAUUUUGCAGGUUUUCCUACUUACAAAGCAUGUAGAGGUCUGUAAUUUUUAUCAUAGGUACACUUCAACUGUGAGAGACGGAAUCUAAAACAAAAAUCCAGAAAAUCACAUUGUAUGAUUUUUAAGUAAUUAAUUAGCAUUUUAUUGCAUGACAUAAGUAUUUGAUACAUCAGAAAUGCAGAACUUAAUAUUUGGUACAGAAACCUUUGUUUGCAAUUACAGAGAUCAUAUGUUUCCUGUAGGUCUUGACCAGUUUUGCACACACUGCAGCAGGGAUUUUGGCCCACUCCUCCAUACAGACCUUCUCCAGAUCCUUCAGGUUUCGGGGCUGUGGCUGGGCAAUACGGACUUUCAGCUCCCUCCAAAGAUUUUCUAUUGGGUUCAGGUCUGGAGACUGGCUAGGCCACUCCAGGACCUUGAAAUGCUUCUUACGGAGCCACUCCUUAGUUGCCCUGGCUGUGUGUUUCGGGUCGUUGUCAUGCUGGAAGACCCAGCCACCACCCAUCUUCAAUGCUCUUACUGAGGGAAGGAGGUUGUUGGCCAAGAUCUCGCGAUACAUGACCCCAUCCAUCCUCCCCUCAAUAUGGUGCAGUCGUCCUGUCCCCUUUGCAGAAAAGCAUCCCCAAAGAAUGAUGUUUCCACCUCCAUGCUUCACGGAUGGUGUUCUUGGGGUUGUACUCAUCCUUCUUCUUCCUCCAAACACGGCGAGUGGAGUUUAGACCAAAAAGCUAUAUUUUUGUCUCAUCAGACCACAUGACCUUCUCCCAUUCCUCCUCUGGAUCAUCCAGAUGGUCAUUGGCUUGAGCAGGGGGACCUUGCAUGCGCUGUAGGAUUUUAAUCCAUGAUGGCGUAGUGUGUUACUAAUGGUUUUCUUUGAGACUGUGGUCCCAGCUCUCUUCAGGUCAUUGACCAGGUCCUGCUGUGUAGUUCUGGGCUGAUCCCUCACCUUCCUCAUGAUCAUUGAUGCCCCACGAGGUGAGCUCUUGCAUGGAGCCCCAGACCGAGGGUGAUUGACCGUCAUCUUGAACUUCUUCCAUUUUCUAAUAAUUGCGCCAACAGUUGUUGCCUUCUCACCAAGCUGCUUGCCUAUUGUCCUGUAGCCCAUCCCAGCCUUGUGCAGGUCUACAAUUUUAUCACUGAUGUCCUUACACAGCUCUCUGGUCUUGGCCAUUGUGGAGAGGUUGGAGUCUGUUUGAUUGAGUGUGUGGACAGGUCUCUUUUAUACAGGUAACGAGUUCAAACAGGUGCAGUUAAUACAGGUAAUGAGUGGAGAACAGGAGGGCUUCUUAAAGAAAAACUAACAGGUCUGUGAGAGCCGGAAUUCUUACUGGUUGGUAGGUGAUCAAAUACUUAUGUCAUGCAAUAAAAUGCAAAUGAAUUACUUAAAAAUGGAUUUUCUGGAUUUUUGUUUUAGAUUCCGUCUCUCACAGUUGAAGUGUACCUAUGAUAAAAAUUACAGACCUCUACAUGCUUUGUAAGUAGGAAAACCUGCAAAAUCGGCAGUGUAUCAAAUACUUGUUCUCCCCACUGUAUAGUAGGCCUAGCCUAUAGAAAGCAGAUGGGAUCCUCCUCUUUUUAUUAGCGACCAUCACUCUGUUUUCUUGCGCAAUUGCAUAGCCUAUAGAAAUGUUGCGCAACAUGAACUCAUGGGCUCUCAUGAAGUGUCUGAUUUAGCUUUUCAAUUACAUUUGCAUUGAUGUCAGAGUGAUCAGAGGUACAAUAGAGUACCAGGCAGUUAGCAAGUUUGGUAGGCUACUAAUGACCAUCAGCAGCAUCAGAGCUUGGAGAAGCCUAAUUACCGUGACUAAACAGUCACGUGGAAUUUGACUGCCUUCAUGACUUGUGACCACCGGUGUGGCGGUAAUACGGUCACCACAACAGCCCUAGACCCAAGUUGAAAUAGAAGUUACUUUUUUAGGUUUGUAUCAUUUUCAUUUAGAUUUGGAUAUAAUUUUUAUUAACCACUUGACAAUGAUUUUGAGAUUAAAUGAAAAUCUUCCACAAAAGUGUGCAAAUGAAAACCAUAACUGACACGCAGAUCGGUAGAAAUGGUAAGAUAAAUUGGAAUUCCACAUGAAAAAGGUUGCCGCCUCCUCGUGUAGCCUAUUAAUGGCAAAUUCAGGAGACUAACGGCAGAACCUGCGAAAGCCAGCAGGAGCAGGAGGAGGAUGGUUGUGUCAAGUUAAGGUUUCUUUCUUCUGGUUAUCUUGAUCUCUGGCUCCCUCUUGAGUCAUUUGUGUCUUAUUUAAUCAAACAGUGCGCUUAAAUCAUCAGACAAGCUCAAUGCUUAAAUACUUAACAAAAUUAGAAAUACAACAUGUUGCAGUUCAUAUAAGGAAAUCAGUCAAUUUAAGUAAAUUCAUUAGGCUCUAAUCUAUGGAUUUCACAUGACUGGGCAGGGGCGCAGCCAUGGGUGGGCCUGGGAGUUCAUAGACCCACCCACUUGGGAGCCAGGCCCACCCACUGGGGAGCCAGGCCCAGCCAAUCAGAAUUAGUUUUUCCACACAAAAGGGCUUUAUUAUAGACAGAAAUACUCCUCAGUUUCAUCAGCUGACCAGGUGGCUGGUCACAGACGAUCCCACAGGUGAAGAAGCCGGAUGUGGAGGUCCUGGGCUGGCGUGGUUACACUUGGUCUGUGGUUGUGAGGCCGGUUCGACGUACUGCCAAAUUCUCUAAAAUGACUUUGGAGGUGGCUUAUGGUAGAGAAAUGAACAUUCAAUUCUCUGGCAACAGCUCUGGGGGACAUUCCUGCAGUCAGCAUGCCAAUUGCGCGCUACCUCAACUUGAGACAUCUGUGGUGUUGUGUGACAAAACUGUACAUUUUAAAGUGGCCUGUUAUUGUCCCCAGCACAAGGUGCACCUGUGUAAUGAUGCUGUUUAAUCAGCUUCUUGAUAUGCCACACCUGUCAGGUGGAUAGAUUAUCUUGGCAAACGAGAAAUGUUCACUAACAGAGAUGUAAACAAAUUUGUGCACGUACGUCGUGUAAAGGAUUGGACCAAGGUGCAGCGUGGUAUGCGUCCAUGUUCGUUUAUUAUAUAAACACCGACAAAACAACAAAAGCAACGUAACGUGAAGUCCUAAAGGCUAAACAUCAAACAAGCCAAACACACAGAAACAAGAUCCCACAACUAAAGGUAGGCAAAAUAAGUAUGAUCCCCAAUCGGAGACAACGAUCGACAGCUGCCUCUGAUUGGGAACCACACCCGGCCAACAUAGAUAUACAAAACAUAGAAUGUACACCCUGACCAAACCAACAAGAAACAACAGGUAUUAAAUGUCAGGGCGUGACAAUUUGAGAGAAAUAAGCUUUUUGUGCGUAUGGAAAAAUUCUGGGAUCUUUUAUUUCAGCUCAUGAAACAUGGGACGAACACUUUACAUGUUGCAUUUAUAUUUUUGUUCAGUAUAGGUGAUUUUAUUAAAACACAUAGGGUGUGUCUAUAUAUGGAAAAAUACAAGUUUAAUAGACUACUUUCGGUUGACCAAUAUUUUUUUGGGUCGGGCACAGUCCUAAUAUAGGGAAUAUGGUGUGAUUUAAGAACACGCAUGUCAUAUAUUGUACAUUGACUGGGGGGUAAAAUCAUGAUCACCCCCAUGCCAUCAUUAUUUCCCUUCAACACCAUAUCAGUGUGGUGUGUCCAUGCUGGUCUGCUGUCAGUUAGUGUUGCCGUCGCCAUCUGAGUGACCAACAUUCUAAUAGGUGACAGUCAUACAGCAAUGUGGUCCUGCUCAACCUGUGUCAGACUCAACAACACACGCUGUUGUUAUGGUAUCCUAAUGGUGCUACUGUGUAUAGACUAUAGCUUUACUCUUUUUUUUUUGGAAACAAAUGUUUCCAUCCAGUUGAAUGAUUGAUUUAGGACUGUUGAUUUGACAUACGUUAAAUUUUUACAUGAAAUAACCACGUUUCAACAAAAGAGUUGCCUCUGGGUUGCAGCAGUACAGUGGAAAAGCCUAACCGUUUACUGCCCAUGUAUUCAGUGAGUAAGAUGGGCGGGGGAGCAGUAGGGACUAAUGCUGACUAGUAACCUUUUCCUGGAAGUACACUUAGUUGGGUCUCUUGGUAUUUGCUGAUGGUAUAAAAUAUACUAGGACUCUGGGAGAGUGACCUUGAUGACCAGUCAGUACUGCUUCCUUCCUGUUGUGACAUCACACUGAGGGCUCAAGGAAAGGGAAGUGAGAAGAAGCAAUUGACUUCAUAGCUGGCUAUUCACUUUGCCACACAUACACACACACACACACACACACACAUAUAUAUAUAUAUACACACAUACACACGCACACUAGUGAUGUGUGGGGUGAGUCAUAACCCGCAGUCCCCGUGGUUAUAUCUGCGGGUGGGCUGGUUUAGGGUCAUGAAAUAUUGUGUGGAUGAAUAAAGAGAAAACAAUACCUUAAAAAAUCCCUAAAUGUAUAAUUCUAUAUGCUACAUUGAAGUUUUUCUUUAAUUAUUUUAGGCUAUCUGGCAUUAGUGCGUAAGCCUAAGCUUUAGGGCCUAACUGUACGUGCGCCAUAGGCCUUCAAAUAGGGAACUGCAGAAUUAAGCAUUACUUAUAGUAAAAUGAUCAGUGGUGUAAAAAGUACUCAAUUGUCAUACUUGACUAAAAGUAAAGAUACCUUAAUAGAAAAUGACUCAAGUGAAAUUCACCCAAUAAAAUACUACUUGAGUAAAAGUCUAAAAGUAUUUGCUUUUAAAUAUACUUAAGUAUUAAAAGUAAAUGGAAUUGCUAAAAUGUACUUAAGUAUCAAAAGUAAAAGUAUGAACCAUUUCAAAUUCCUUAUUUUAAGCAAACCAGACAGCACACUUUUCUUUUUUUUCCUUUUUAUUUACGGAUAGUCCACGGGCACACUCCAACAUUCAGACAUCAUUUACAAAUGAAACAUUUGUGUUUAGUGUAAAAAGUACAUUAUUUUCUUUAGGAAUUUAGUGAAGUAAAAGUAAAAGCCAAAUACAUUUAGCCAAAUACAUUUAAACUCAGUUUUUCACAAUUCCUGACAUUUAAUCCUAGUAAAAAUUCCCUGUCUUAGGUCAGUUAGGAUCACCAUUUUAUUUUAAGAAUGUUAAAUGUCAGAAUAAUAGUAGAGAGAAUGAUUUAUUUCAGCUUUUAUUUAUUUCAUCACAUUCCCAGUGGGUCAGAAGUUUACAUACACUCAAUUAGUAUUUGGUAGCAUUACCUUUAAAUUGUUUAACUUGGGUCAAACGUUUCGGGUAGCCUUCCACAAGCUUCCCACAAUAAAUUGGGUGAAUUUUGGCCCAUUCCUCCUGACAGAGCUGGUGUAACUGAGUCAGGUUUGUAGGCCUCCUUGCUCGCACACGCUUUUUCAGUUCUGCCCACAAAUGUUCUAUAGGAUUGAGGUCAGGGCUUUGUGAUGGCCACUCCGAUACCUUGACUUUGUUGUCCUUAAGCCAUUUUGCCACAACUUUGGAAGUAUGCUUGCGGUCAUUGUCCAUUUGGAAGACCCAUUUGUGACAAGCUUUAACUUCCUGACUGAUGGCUUGAGAUGUUGCUUCAAUAUAUCCACAUCAUUUUCCUUCAUCAUGAUGCCAUCUAUUUUGUGAAGUGCACCAGUCCCUCCUGCAGCAAAGCACCCCCACAGCAUGAUGCUGCCACCCCCGUGCUUCACGGUUGGGAUGGUGUUCUUCGGCUUGCAAGCGACCCCCUUUUACCUCCAAACAUAACAAUGGUCAUUAUGGCCAAACAGUUCUAUUUUAGUUUCAUCAGACCAGAGGACAAUUCUCCAAAAAGUACGAUCUUUGUCCCCAUGUGCAGUUGCAAACCGUAGUCUGGCUUUUUUAUGGCGGUUUUGGAGCAGUGGCUUCUUCCUUGCUGAGCGGCCUUUCAGGUUAUGUCGAUAUAGGACUCGUUUUACUGUGGAUAUAGAUACUUUUGUACCUGUUUCCUCCAGCAUCUUCCCAAGGUCCUUUGCUGUUGUUCUGGGAUGGAUUUGCACUUUUCGCACCAAAGUACAUUCAUCUCUAGGAGACAGAACGUGUCUCCUUCCUGAGCGGUAUGACGGCUGCAUGGUCCCAUGUUGUUUAUACUUGCGUACUAUUGUUUGUACAGAUGAACGUGGUACCUUCAGGCGUUUGGAAAUUGCUCACAAGGAUGAACCAGACUUGUGGAGGUCUACAAUUUUUUUUCUGAGGUCUUGGCUGAUUUCUUUUGAUUUUCCCAUGAUGUCAAGCAAAGAGACACUGAGUUUGAAGGUAGGCCUUGAAAUACAUCCACAGGUACACCUCCAAUUGACUCAAAUGAUGUCAAUUAGCCUAUCAGAAGCUUCUAAAGCCAUGACAUCAUUUUCUGGAAUUUUCCAAGCUGUUUAAAGGCACAGUCAACUUAGUGUAUGUAAACUUCUCACCCACUGGAAUUGUGAUACAGUGAAUUAUAAGUGAAAUAAUCUGUCUGUAAACAAUUGUUGGAAAAAUUACUUGUGUCAUGCACAAAGUAGAUGUCAUAACCAACUUGCCAAAACUAUAGUUUGUGAACAAGAAAUGUGUGGAGUGGUUGAAAAACUGGUUUUAAUGACUCCAACCUAAGUGUAUGUAAACUUCUGACUUCAACUGUAAGUACUUUACACCACUGAAAAUGAUACACCAAUUGUAGGCAAAACUUUUACUCAGGAACAAGAUGUAGUUCUCUCAGCAUCUUGAGAGAAUGUGAAUGUGCAUUUAGCACCUCUACAGACGGUGUAUAUCUUUUAUAUAAAGUUUUAUAUAGUAUAUGUAUAUAAUGUACACUACCAGUCAAAAGUUUGGACACACCUACUCAUUCAAGGGUUUUUCUUUAUUUUUACUAUUUUUUACAUUAUAGAAUAAUAGUUAAGACAUCAAAACUAUGAAAUAACACAGAUGGAAAAAGUGUUAAACAAAUCAAAAUAUAUUUUAUAUUUGAGAUGCUUCAAAUAGCCACCCUUUGCCUUGAUGACAGCUUUGCACACUCUUGGCAUUCUCUUAACCAGCUUCAUGAGGUAGUCACCUGAAUGCAUUUCAAUUAACAGGUGUGCCUUCUUAAAAGUUAAUUUGUGGAAUUUCUUUCCUUAAUGCGUUUGAGCCAAUCAGUUGUGUUGUGACAAGGUAGAUGUGGUAUACAGAAGAUAGCACAAUUUGGUAAAAGACCAAGUCCAUAUUAUGGAAAGAACAGCUCAAAAAGCAAAGAGAAACGACAGUCCAUCAUUACUUUAAGACAUGAAGGUCAGUCAAUACGGAAAAUGUCAAGAACUUUGAAAGUUUCUUCAAGUGCAGUCGCAAAAACCAUCAAGCGCUAUGAUGAAACUGUCUCUCAUUAGGACCUCCAAAGGGAUGGAAGACCCAGAGUUACCUCUGCUGCAGAGGAGAAGUUCAUUAGAGUUACCAGCCUCAGAAAUUGUAGCCCAAAGAAAUGCUUCACUGAGUUCAAGUCACAGACACAUCUCAACAUCAACUGUUCAGAGGAGACUGUGUGAAUCAGGCCUUCAUGGUCGAAUUGCUGCAAAGAAUCCACUACUAAAGGACACCAAUAAUAAGAAGAGACCUGUUUGGGCCAAGAAACACAAGAAAUGGACAUUAGACCAGUGGAAAUUUGUCCUUUGGUCUGGAGUCCAAAUUUUGAGAUUUUUGGUUCCAACCGCCGUGUCUUUGUGAGACGCGGUGUGGGUGAACGUAUGAUCUCCGCAUGCAUAGUUCCCACCGUAAAGCAUGGAGGACGUGUGUGUUAUGAUGUGGAGGUGCCUUGCUGGUGACACUCUGUGAUUUAUUUAGAAUUCAAGGCACACUUAACCAGCAUGGCUACCACAGCAUUCUGCAGCGAUACGCCAUCCCAUCUGGUUUGGGCUUAGUGGGACUAUCAUUUGUUUUUCAACAGGACAAUGACCCAACACACCUCCAGGCUGUGUAAGGGCUAUUUGACCAACAAUCCCUCGACCUCAACCCAAUUGAGAUGGUUUGGGAUGAGUGGACGGCAGAGUGAAGGAAAAGCAGCCAACAAAUGCUCAGCAUAAGUGGGAACUCCUUCAAGACUGUUGUAAAAGCAUUCCAGGUGAAAGCUGGUUGAAGGAAUGCCAAGAGUGUGCAAAGCUGUCAUCAAGGCAAAGGGUGGCUAUUUGAAGAAUCUCAAAUAUAAAACAUAUUUUGAUUUGUUUAACACUUCUUUUGUUUACUACAUGAUUCCGUAUGUGUUAUUUCAUAGUUUUGAUGUCUUCACUAUUAUUCUACAAUGUAGAAAAUAGUAAAAAUAAAGACAAAUCCUUGAAUGAGUAGGUGUGUUCCAAACUUUUGACUGGUACUGUACGUAAACUUUGUUUAAAAUCCGUUGUCUGUAUUCUGUCUCUAAAUGUUGUCUUUCACUAGCAGCACCAUAUCGCCAAGUAAAAUUCUGAGUAUGUGUAAAUGUACUUGGCAAAUAAAGGUGAUUCUGAUCAGCAUCAUAAAAGCUGAUUUAGUAUUUCAACCACAUAAAAUAUGCGUGAAAGGAGCAGAGAUGACAGAGAGAACUUUACCGAUGUCAACUAGAUUCAAACAUUCAUUCUAUCGAUUUAUGACAUUAUUCUGGUGACCAAGAGUUUAAUUAGUAUUCUGGGGCAACAUAUAAUGACAGAAGAGAAGCUGCAUGUAUCAAAUUAUAGAUUAUAAAAAUUAUAAGCAGGAACAAUGCUAAAUCAGGCAAAAAAGAUCAUGCACCCCCUGUCAAAAAUGCUUUUCACUAUCUCUUACUGUAGCCUACAGCGCAUUUUCUAUAUUAGCAGGUUAGGGUCGGGUGUGGGCCACAGAUUUUCACUUUGUCACAUAUAGUCGGGCGGUUGCGGAUGGGUUAGCAAUCGCAGGUGAACAACAAGUUGACCCGCGCACCACUAAAACACACACACACACACAAACAUACACACCAUGCACACACACACAUAGGCCUGCACUCCUACAGUGCAAGACUUUGCAGAAGCAGAUCAAUUUGAUUUAAUGAGAAAAUUCCUUCUGUAACAGCGACUCCUUUGGAAAUCUCCCAAGCCCCUGGAAUAUCUGUUUGAUCUGGUCUCUCUCUAAGGCAUCUCACUCCAUCUGUUCCCCUUUUCCCCUCUGCCCUCAGGGUCACCUAAGUGAAGGCUAUGGGAAGUUGUGCAGCAUCUACCUCAAACUGCUUAUCACCAAGAUGGAGUUCCACGUCAAAGUGAGUAGUGCCCCAGCCUGUAUGAACGACAGGCAGACCAGUCUCCCUUCUCUCUCUCUCUCUCUCUCUCUCUCUCUCGCUCUCUCAUUUAUUUAUUUAUUUAUUUAUUUAUUUAUUUAUUUAUAUGUAUAUAUAUAUAUAUAUAUAUACCCUUCUCUAGGGAUAUUCCUCACACAGACACACUUCUCUAAAAGUAAUGGCCUUUUAGGAAUCAGUAGCUCAUAGACAGCUAAGCUCAGUGAAAUACUGCAGGCAGCAGACUUGGUGUUGCUCUGGGGGUUUUAGUCAUUGUUCCUGGAGAUGCCUACUGAAGUGGAAAAACCGAGGGUAAAUCUCAAUUGUAUUUCCUUGAUUCCUCACAUCCUCUCUCCUAAUCUCCUUCUCAAAGCACAUUGGAGCAGAAUAUCUGAGGUUCCUCCCCUCGAAUCUUCUCCUCCGAUGCGUUUUGAGAAGGAGGCAAGGAGAGAUGAGACGAGGGAUCAAGGAAAUACAAUUGAGAUUCAGCCCCAGUUCUGAUAUGACAAGUUCUUCUCUCUCCCCCAGAAUCCCCGUUUCCCCGGCAACCUUCAGAUGUCAAACAGGCAGCUUGACGAAGCGGGAGAGAACGACGUCAACAAUUUGUGAGUGUCACUUGCUAUUGUUGUUCUCACCAAACCACAGAGGGCUGGAUCUAUAGCGAUACAUAUUCUAAUAUAGCCCCAAUGUUCCCUUUGAUUAUGAUUAGAAGUGUUGAAAAUGACAAGUAAAUGCAGAAUGUUUUUGUUAUUGCCUUCUAUUAGAUCAUCUCUAUAGACUCUAUAUAGAGCAUAUGACUCUUGUUAUAUGUAUACAAACCAACUCCGGUUCAUUGCUACAUGGGUCUUACAGCCUCUGUAUGUGUGAUGUGUAGGCUACUCCUCCACUUUGUACAUGCUGUGAACCCUCCAAUCCAACCCCUCUGUGUGUGUGGGUGGGUGUGUCCUCUCACUACAGCUUCCAGUUGACAGUGGAGAUGUUCGACUACCUGGAGUGUGAGCUCAACCUCUUCCUGGGUGGUAAGCUAUUCCUGUCUCUCUCUCUCCAUCUCUCCUCUGCAACCGCGCUUAUCUAAAGAUGUUGUGACAUAACAUGGCCCUUAGCUUUUAUAUGUCAGGGUCAUGUUCAUCCGUGCAUGCAAUGGAAAAUGUUUUGCAACGGAAAACAAAAAUGUGCGUCCAGGUAGUGCCUUUCUGUUUUUGUCCAUUCUCUUCCAUUUGGUGCCUAAUGAACAUGACCCUGGUUUUGGCUUCAUAGGCUACGUCCCAAUAUCCACACUAGCAUACCACAUAGAAUGUGUGCCCAAUACAUUGCUUCAUUGGAAGUAGUAUACUAGUAUGGACAUUAAAACAGAGCUAUGCAGUACUCUCCUGUCUCCCUGCCACUAUAAGCUCUUCACAAAGUAAAACACAUAUUCCAUCUUCCAUCCAUCUCAACAUGAUUGCCCUUCUUCCUCCAUUUGAACACUCAGUAGGACUCAUUUCUAUCCUGUCUCCUCCUCCUCUCAUCCAUCUCACACACACUCACACACACACACACACCCUUUGCCUCUCAUCAGGAGAGAUGUUUUGCAGGCUAAAGCAUCACGUCACCCAGGAGCUGAGAGGCCUCACUGUGUGUGUGUGUGUGUGUCUGGGUUUGGCUGCACAGGAAACCACACCUCUGUGUGGAGGAAACAACUGGGUCUGUAGGGACUGGCAUCAGAGCGGGAGGGAGUGCAAAGGCGAUAGAGGGACUGAAAGAGAGCUGUAAUGAGAGUGGAAGAAAGCGAGACACUGUUGGAGUACAUACUCAUUAGUUGAUUCAGUCUAGAACAGCUUUUCCUAACCACCUGCGUGCACAACCACGCACACACACACAUGCCUUUUUUUAUGUGUGUGAUGAUCACUGAUAUGUUUGUGUGUCCUCCCUUGCAGUGUUCAGCUCCCUGGACAUGUCACGGUCUGUGUCGGUGACGGCGGCAGGCCAGUGUCGCCUGGCUCCCCUGAUCCAGGUCAUCCUGGACAGCAGCCACCUGUACGACUACACCGUCAAGCUGCUCUUCAAGCUGCACUCCUGUGAGUCAACACAUGCCCCCUGCUGGACAAAUAGCAGAGUGACAGCCUGAAUACCUCGUACUUGACUACUAAUCUAGGGCCAACAAUAUUUCCUGUGACCUUCCCAGAAAAACGGUGGCUAUUCCAAGGGCACGUAAUUCACAUAAUUUUCCUGGUCAUAUCAUAGGGUUAGGAAAUGCCUAAUACCUUAGUAUACACACACACACACCUGUAGUACAAACACAUUCUCAGUAGUUUCACAUGCACACACACACACAUUCCAAAACUCUGAUCUGUUUGUCUGUCUGUUGCAGGCCUUCCUGCUGACACACUCCAGGGCCACAGAGACCGCUUCCAGGAGCAGUUCAAGAAGUGAGUUCACACACAAGUCAUGGGUGGCAUCCCAAAUGACACCCUAUUCCCUAUAUAGUGCACUAGUUUUGACCAGGGCCCAUAGUGCUUUAUCGCCUGACCUAACUAACUCCAGUGCUGAAGGUGUGAUUAUGAAGGUGGAGUGUUUCAUCUGUGUGCUUGUUGUCUCUGCUAGGCUGAAGAGUCUGUUCUACCGCUCCAGUAACCUACAGUACUUCAAGAGGCUCAUUCAGAUCCCACAGUUGCCUGAGGUAAGGCCUGGAGUCCUCCUGAACUAGCCUGCAGAUUAGACAGGAUCUCUGCUGCCUAAUCACGUAGUCUCCCAUUUUUCUCUGUUGCCUUUGCUUGGUUAAGUGCUAUACAAAUACAAUUGGAUUAAUUGUGCUGUCACCAUCGUCCAUAGACGGGACGGACCAAGACGCAGCGUGAAAUGCAUCCAUGUUUAUUGAACUGAAUAAACAUACAAAAACAACGAAACGUGACGUCGGAAGGCUAACACUAACAAGCCACACUAACCGAACACAAACAAAAACCCACAACACAGGCAGGAAAACUGGCUGCCUAAGUAUGAUCCCCAAUCAGAGACAACGAGCGACAGCUGCCUCUGAUUGGGAACCACACCCGGCCAAACAUAGAAAUACAAACAUAGAUUAUUCACACCCUGACCAAACUAGCUAGAGUUAUAUAGGCCAGGGCGUGACGUGCUCUGUCUCGUGUGUGUCUCUCUCUCUUCUCUCUCUCUCUCUCUCUCUUUCUCUCUCUCUCAGAACCCACCUAACUUCCUGCGGGCGUCGGCGUUGUCAGAGCACAUCAGUCCCGUGGUAGUCAUCCCGGCUGAGUCAUCCUCCCCCGAGACGGAACACAUGGUGGACCUGGUGACAGAGGACCUGGUGGACACCGACAUCCCCGUCCAGCCGGUAGCCCAUCUGAACAUGUCACAUUACUGCUUUUUUACAGGGCGCUGUUUGUAACAUGCCAUAUUGUGUGUGAAAGAUUAAUUUUGUGCACUAGCUGACUCACACUUAUCCCAUUCCUGUGGUACGGAAUUAAUUUUUUUCACAAAAUAUGGCAUGUUACAAACGGUGCCCCUUCUGUGCUCUGUCUUAGUUGUACUGUAUCUGUGUCUACUCUCCUUUGUCUGUCAACUGAACCUAAUGAAACCUAAAGCUUAUAGAACUACUGACUGACUGGCAGGCUGACUGUCUCUCUGUCUUGCUGUGUUGGUUCCGACUAGGCUGCUGUGGUAGAGCCCAGGUUCGACGACCUCUUUGGCACGUCCGCCGCCACCGACCCCUUCAAUUUCAACAGUCAGAACGGGAUGCGCAAGGACGACAAGUAAAACACCAGAAGCAAACUGCUACACUCUGUAUGAUUUGUAGGAUAUCCUUGGUCUGUAUAGAUUGGUCUGACUUGUGUGACAAACUGACCUCCAAUAGAGGUAUGUGGAGGCAUUGAAAGCCCUGCAGCUGAGGUAUGGCCUGGGCACACCGUACCAAAACUUUUUGCAAUGGAAAAUACGCUUUUAUCAUUGGCCACGUCCAGGUAGUCCUUUCCCUGUUUCGGCCCGUUUUCUUCCGUUUGGUGCCUAAUGAACACGACCUUGUCCUGUCCUGUUUCCAUUAGGGACCGCCUGAUCGAGCAGCUGACACGGGAGAUCCAGGCCCUCAGGGAGGAACUGGAGUCCUUCAGAUUGGAGGUGAGAAGAGGGGAGGAGGUUUAAUGAGGCACUUGAGCCACUGCAGAGGCAAUUUUCCAUAAUGCCUAAACUUCUGAGGGAGUGUGUGUGAUGAAUGGAGUCAGGCGCAGGAGGGUAAUCACCGAAUACAGAGUUUAUUCCUUCGUUGACACACAAAUGCGCUCCAAUAGCGAUCAACGAAACAGGCACAGGGGAAACAAACAUCCCUGGUAAAUACACUGUAACGGAAUCCAAUAAUACAAUGGCACAGGGGGAAAAUCUACCCUGGCAACAAUAUGAUAUGAGUAGCUCCACCGAGCUAUACUACUCUCACAAAUAACAAUCACCCACAAGGACAAGGGGGCAGAGGGAACACUUAUACACAGACUAAUUAGGGGAUAGAACCAGGUGUGUGUGAUUGACAAGACGAGACAAUUGUGAUGAUGAUUGGGGCGGCAGUGGUUAGUAAGCCGGUGACGACGAACGCCGAAGCCUGCCCGAACAAGGAGGGGAGGCAGCCUCGGCCGAAGUCGUGACAGUGUGUUUACACAUUGUUGAACCAUAACACUCUCUCCCUCCUCUCUCUCUUUCCAUCUCUCUCUCGCUCUGCCUCUCUCUCUCAGAGUGGGCGUCUGUGCCAGGCGCUGCGCGGGCGUGUCAAUGAGCUGGAGGCGGAGCUAGCAGAGCAGAGCCACCUGAGGAUGCAGGCGUUGGGAGAGAGCGAGUUCCUAAGGGCGGAGCUUGACGACCUGCGCCGUGUCAAAGAGGACACGGCGAAAGAGCAGCGAAGCCUCACCGAGAUCGAGAGUGAGUCCAGAGACAGCCCGGGCACAUCUGCACAGCUCCGCCUUCUAGCAGUUAGCCACUACCAUCCGACACUCCAGUACCCAUCUAUACAUGUGUUUUGUUAGUAAACGUGUGUUAGAAUGGUGGGACUGGGAUUCGAUCCCAUGCAGACACAAGCAUCAUGUGUAGAAGCUGGCAGUGCUAAUUACUUGACCAAUCCCAAGCCACAAGAUUUACAUGAGUCACUCAAAUGUCUUCAACUGAUAUCAAUGCCUACACGAACGUUUGAAUUAUGUGUGCAUAUCUCAAGUCAGGAUUCAGCCCUCUGUAACUGAUAGUUCUGAUAGUAACAGCGCUGUCUGUCCGUGUCUCUCAGGGAAAGCGGUGGCCAACGAGCAGCGCUACACCAAGCUGAAGGAGAAGUACACAGAGCUGGUGCAGAGUCACGCUGACCUGCUGAGGAAGGUAGGCCCAUCCAGACCCCUUAUGAUGGAAGAACCUCAGACUCAUGGUGCAGGCUAACUCCGACCCCUCUCAGCCAGUCCCAUUUUGCUCCCUUUCCCUUGGCCCAAACCCUUCCAUGUUUGCAGAUCUGAAGGGUCUGGAUGAGUAUGAACAGUGUAGUGGUAGAGCUUUCACCAUAUUGCUUCCACCUUACAGAUCAGCAAACAUCAGAGGGUUUGGGCCAAUGGAGGGGGGAGGAGUAGGGUGCGAACAGGGACCCCCUAUCCAUUCUGUACUACAACAUUUCUUUAGAGAAAACACUUCUAGCAGCAAUGCUCACACGUUUCCUCCACGUUUCUUGUUUGUAAUUCUAAAAGCUCUUCCCCCUAAAACGUCUGUGUUUUUCUGUUUCUGGCUUUAGAAUGCGGAGGUGAUUCGUCAGAUGACGGUGGCGCGGGCGGCUCAGGACGAGGUGGACAGCGUGAGGAGAGAGAUGCAGGAGAAGGUCAAAGCUGCCGCGGAGAGACGGGUGAGGGCGAGGCACACACUCCCACAGGGAUACACACUCUCCUGAAAUACUGUGUGUGUACAGUCUGUAUCACCCUCUUUCUGUUUUCUCUCCCUUCCCCUUUUCCCCCUCUCUCGCUUUCAUGGACACAGAUGACUUCAAAUGUAAUAUACUUCACUUCUUCAUACUACAGUACAUUUCAACUUUCUCUCUAUCUCUCUGAUCAUUUCAUUGUGUAACUGAGAUGCCUUGCUGUACAUGUGGGUGUUAGAGAGGUAGAAACCCCUCCAGAAUAAACUGAGGUAGAGAGAUGGAGACCUAGCAAAUAACAUGACUGUUUCUAUCCAUCUUUCUCUCAUUCUCUAUUUUGCCCCGCCUUGCCUCCCCCUCUAUCUCUCUCCCCCCAUAUUGCUCUCUGUCCCCCCCCCCCCCCCUCCCCUCUGUCUCUCCCACCUCUCUCCCCCUUCAGGAGCAGGAACAGGUGGAGCAGCUGCAGCAGCUGCAGAGAGAGCUGAUCUCCAGCAGGGUGGAGCUAGACAGCCUGAAAAGCACCAUGGCCUCAUCCCAACAGGUAGCCAACCGUACACUCCUCAUCUCCUCUCCAACCUAAACACUCACCCAACCGUACACUCCUCAUCUCCUCAACAACCUAAACACUCACCCAACCGUACACUCCUCAUCUCCUCUCCAACCGAAACACUCACCCAACCAUACACUCCUCAUCUCCUCUCCAAUCUAAACACUCACCCAACAGUACACUCCUCUCCACUCUACCCCACUUGACCUCACCCUGACCUCUGACACCUUCAAAUCAUCUCUACUCUGUCUUCUAUCUUUACAUUCCCCAACUCCAUGUUACUCUUCUACCCGUCUGUGUGUGUGUGUGUGUGUGUGUGUGUGUGUGUGUGUGUGUGUGUGUGAGCGUGUGCGUGCAUGAAAUCGUGUGUGUGGAGAGAGGGUUGUGUGAAGCGUCGGUGCAGACCUCGAUCUCUGCAUGAUCCCGACAGUGUGUAGUCUUACUAGGCCAUGACGGUCCAAUUACCAUUCCUCCUCUCCAUCUCUCAUCCCUCUCUCCCACUCCUGUCAACCCUAUUUCUGAAUCAACACACUCACUUCUCUCUCGCCCUAACCCCUUCUUUUCUCAUUCUCUCUCACACAACCACUCCCUCCAGUCCUCACACGCAUACUCUGUCACUUUGUCACACAUUUCACUUACAAACUCUUUCUUCCCGUCUCUCGUUCCUGUUCAAAUGCUCAGGAGGGUGCCCACAAACAGGUGAGGUAGAGUAGAAGAAUGGCAGUUGUCAUAUCCACAUCUCAUAGCAGUUAGGGCGUAGUCACCAUUAAAAGGUGGUAUUAGUGUGUGAGCCUUUUCGUUCAUUUCAGCGGAGAAACACAGGGAUAGACACGAUCCUAAAAUACUGUGUAUGUGUCAAACUCUUUCUCCUCUCUCUUCUCUCUCUCUCCGUCUCUCUCUCUCUCAAUCUCAGUCGAGUGAGGAGCUCAGUUCUCAGCUCUCGACUGUGGAAUCGGACAAGGUGGAGUUAGCAGAAUCCUUGUCUAAGAAAGAGGAGGAGCUUGCAGGCCUGGGGGAGGAGCUAGAGCGUGUUCAGAGCAGCCUGGCCAGUGAGAGGGAGAGCGGAGUGAAGACUGCCGAGGCCCUACAGAACCAACUCAAUGAGAAGGUGUGUUUCAGGGGAGGUAGCCGUGUGCGUUUGUGUGCGCCUGCGUCUCAGCUUCUCAGUGAGCGUGUGUGAUAUCUGAUUCUCUCACUGACCCUGUGUGUAUAGGAGAGCAGGGAGCAGGCCCUGGAGAGCCAGCUUGUGGCAGCCCGCUGGUCCACCCUACAGGGAGCUGUGGAGGAGGCAGAGAGGAUAGUCCAGGACUCACUGGCCCAGCUUGACGACCCAGCACACAUCAGCUGCACCAGCUCUGCAGGUCAGCCCCUAACCCUCUCCAACCUCUGUCUUAUGCACUACUGACUCCAGCUUUGUUCCGGUCGGUCUGUCCGUCCGUCCGUCCACCUGAGAUGAUGCCACAUUGUGAAACCAAUGCUGGAUGUGUAGAUGUGUGUGUGAUGCCUCAAUCUACUUGUGCAUGUGUGUGUGUUUUGUGUUCCAGUGUGUGAUGUAGGAUGAUGUCCCCUCAUAAUAGUGUGUGUAUGUGUGUUUGUAUGGUGGAAGAGGCCUCUCCCCUCACUGUGUACCCUCCUUGUGUGUAGACUACCUGGCGUCCAGGUGUCAGGCCUCUCUGGACUGUAUGGACAGACUUCACUCUGCCAGAGACAGCUACCUGGCAGACAACACAGGUCAGACUCAGAACUGUUCUCUUACUCCCUUAGUCAGCUUUGUGCAUUCACACACACACGACACACACACACACACACACACACACACACACAAUCUACUUUCAGGCACCUAUCGAAGCCAUCGUUGUUCUUGUGUAGCAGACAAGGUCAAAAGGCAGCCAAAAACGUUACUUUCACCGACGGUUGCUGUGCAGUUUGACAGUAACUAACUCAGCAACGUUAACAUGAAUUUACACUACCAGUCAAAAGUUUGGACACACCUACUCAUUCAAGGGUUUUUCUUAAUUUUUUACAUUGUAGAAUAAUAGUGAAGAUAUCAAAACGAUGAAAUAACACAUAUGGAAUCAUGUAGUAAAAAAGUGUUAAACAAAUGUCAAGAGUGUGCAAAUCUGUCAUCAAGGCAAAGGGUGGCUAUUUGAAGAAUCUCAAAUAUAUUUUGAUUUAACACUUUUUUGGUUGCUACAUGAUUCCAUAUGUGUUAUUUCAUAGUUUUGAUGUCUUCACUAUUAUUCUACAAUGUAGAAAAUAAUAAAAAUAAAGAAAAACCCUUGAAUGUGAGGCUGUGUCCAAACUUUUGAAUGGUACUGUAUAUUAUAUUAUUAGAUAUAUAUAUAUAUAUAUAUAUAUAUAUAUUAUAUAUAUAUAUAUAUAUACUAUGGCCAAGACCAAAGAGCUGUCAAAGGACACCAGAAACAAAAUUGUAGACCUGCACCAGGCUGGGAAGACUGAAUCUGCAAUAGGUAAGCAGCUUGGUUUGAAGAAAUCAACUGUGGGAGCAAUUAUUAGGAAAUGGAAGACAUACAAGACCACUGAUAAUCUCCCUCGAUCUGGGGCUCCACGCAAGAUCUCACCCCGUGGGGUCAAAAUGAUCACGAGAACGGUGAGCAAAAAUAACAGAACCACACGGGGGGACCUAGUGAAUGACCUGCAGAGAGCUGGGACCAAAGUAACAAAGCCUACCAUCAGUAACACACUACGCCGCCAGGGACUCAAAUCCUGCAGUGCCAGACGUGUCCCCCUGCUUAAGCCAGUACAUGUCCAGGCCCGUCUGAUGUUUGCUAGAGUGCGUUUGGAUGAUCCAGAAGAGGAUUGGGAAAAUGUCAUAUGGUCAGAUGAAACCAAAAUAUAACUUUUUGGUAAAAACUCAACUCGUCGUGUUUGGAGGACAAAGAAUGCUGAGUUGCAUCCAAAGAACACCAUACCUACAGUGAAGCAUGGGGGUGGAAACAUCAUGCUUUGGGGCUGUUUUUCUGCAAAGGGACCAGGACGACUGAUCCGUGUAAAGGAAAGAAUGAAUGGGGCCAUGUAUCGUGAGAUUUUGAGUGAAAACCUCCUUCCAUCAGCAAGGGCAUUGAAGAUGAAUCGUGCCUGGGUCUUUCAGCAUGACAAUGAUCCCAAACACACCGCCCGGGCAACGAAGGAGUGGCUUCGUAAGAAGCAUUUCAAGGUCCUGGAGUGGCCUACCAGUCUCCAGAUCUCAACACCAUUGAAAAUCUUUGGAGGGAGUUGAAAGUCUGUGUUGCCAAGCGACAGCCCCAAAACAUCACUGCUCUAGAGGAGAUAUGCAUGGAUGAAUGGGCCAAAAUACCAGCAACAGUGUGUGAAAACCUUGUGAAGACUUACAAAAAAACGUUUGACCUGUGUCAUUGCCAACAAUAUAUAUAUAUUUGAAGAAAGGUUCCUUUUUCAGUUUCUUGCCCACAUGAGAGAGCUAGAUUUCUAUGGGAGAAAAUAAAUCUACUUGAAUAUGUGAGAGGUAUUCACUAUUCAGACACUCUUGGUGGACAGUGGAGGUUGAUAGUAAAAUGCUUAUUUAUUGUUCAAAUACAGUGUUUUUCAGCAUUACAGCCUUCAAGUACUUCAUAUAAAAGUAGCAUAUCCAGUUGAUUGUAUAUAGACUUUAUAGCAGUUUGACCUUUGACCCUUGGUUCUCCAGGUGUGUCGGAGCUGGUGCGGGCAGUGACCCAUCUUGCCCACCUGGUGGGCGAUACCAUUGUUCAGGGCAGUGCCACCUCUCACAUGGUGCCAGUGGAGCAAGCGGACGGUGAGUGUGAGCUGUCCCUGUGUCUUUUCAACUGAAAUGUGCACUCACACAUCCAGGACUGGAAUACUCCAUGGAUUUUAAAUAAAGUUUGUUCCUCUACAUCCCUAUAUAGAUCUGUUAGAGAAGUACUGAUAAUGCGCAGAUAGGCAACGAUAGCCUAGCCUGGUCCCCGAUCUGUUUGUGCUGUCUGUCACCGGGUGACAAUGACCAUCGGCGUUGGGAAGACGGCACAAACCGAUCAGGGACCAUCACUGCCACCCACUUCCUCUAAGUCUCCAUACUGUGUCUGUAUCUCUGACCCUCCUCUCUGUCCCCCCCCACACACACACAGCGUUGUCAGACAGUGUGAAGGUGUGUGGGGCCGAGGCCCUGGCCCUGCUGGGUCAGAUGAAAGCGCAGGAAAGCCUGGCUACGGCAGACAUCGCCACGCUGAGGGCAGCGCUGGAUGGCAUUCUGGCCACCGCAGAGGUCAGUCGAGUCUUUAUGGUCAUACAAGUUUUGUUGUUAUUGUUGCUGCUUUAUUCUUAAGAGUAAAUAUGAGUACAUAGUACAGUUAAGCUGCAAAUUACAGUAAUUUCAUUUCAUGAAAGCAUGAGAUUAUUACACAAUUACUAGCGAGUUAAAAGGAGGAGGAUAAUUUAUUUUAUACUAUGCGUUGCCAUGUUACUAAUGUUGAUACUGAUGAUACAGAACCAUUGUUAACCUCAGUAA